This is a messenger RNA of Salvelinus fontinalis (brook trout), 1245 nucleotides long. RefSeq lists its product as uncharacterized. The record is from RefSeq and is a predicted model, not a curated record. The coding region runs from base 1 to 867 and encodes 288 amino acids. NCBI's taxonomy places the organism in Eukaryota, Metazoa, Chordata, Actinopteri, Salmoniformes, Salmonidae. The transcript has 5 exons.
AUGAAGGAUACACACACCCUGCUCAAUCUGCUUCUGCUGCUAGUGUACCUAGCAGGAUCAACUUGGACCACUGAUGGAGGGAGUGGCAGUACCAAUGGUCCCUUGGAACUAACCAUUGUGGGACCUGACUUUGUUAAAGUGGGCGUGCCACGCAGCUUUGACUGUGCCGCCCAGUGCUCUCCCUCCUGCAGCUACAGAAUGAGUAUCUACGGGCAGAUUUGGCAGGGCAACAAGCUGUUGUUCACAGCUCGCCAAUGGGAGGAGUCCCUAAACCUUACAUGCACUGCAAGGAAUGAUGACUCUGGGAGGUCCUCUACAGUAUCAAAGAUACUGCAGGUUUUAGCUGGACCAACCAACGUAUCGAUCACAGGCCCUGCCCUGAUGACCCCAGGGGCCCCUCAAAGCUUCCAGUGUAACGCCGACUGCCGUCCCUCCUGCAACUACACCUGGAAGAUAAAGGGCCGAUGGCUCGGGGGACAGGGGAGCGAGAUUAUCGUAACUCCCGAAGAGUUGGCCACCUCUGUUACCCUGAACUGCAAGGCCAUCAACAGUGUGUCUGGGCUCUAUGCCAUGGCAACCAGGAAAAUACCUGUGACAUCUGGUCCAUCAGAGGUCCACAUCAUAGGCCCAGAAUCUGUUGCAGUCGGCUUCAAGUCCAUGUUUCAGUGCAUUGCCAAAUGCACUCCCGCCUGUGACUACCACUGGACCAUUGAUGGUCACACUGUCCAUGGCAGUGAGAUGGAGAUGACGGUCGAGCACCAUGUGAAGCCAGAGAAGAUUAUGUGCCACGCUCAGAAUACGAUCUCAACUCAUUUUGAGGUGGUCACAAAGACCGUACGAGUGGAAGGUACAACAGAAAUCUCCUGAUUAUUCAUUUUAGCAACUACCUUAAUUUUAGGAGCCUAAAUCUUUAACUGAUGUAUAUGGUCUUUUAUGAUGCUGUCAUAAACAUUAUUUGACCUAAUAUCAUGUUUUUUUGUGUUCCUUUUGGAAUGUUUUUGUGUGUGUGAGAGACAAUGAAAAAAAAAAGAUCCUCUGAAAACAAUAUGCUUGUCAAGUUGUGUCCAGGUUGUGUUUGUACAAGCAGACCAUCUCUGGGAGGAAGUGUCAGCAUUGGACAGCAGCUGAAACUGGGUCCCGAUUGAGUACGAACACUCCUUGCUGACAAUGACACCAGGCUCCAAAGAAUUAAAGCUGUAAAACAGGAAAAUAGACUGAAAAUAGACAAGACAUUAUAACCUUGCA